AUGGCUCUCACACGCAGUGGCAGCGUCUACACGUGGGGUAAGGGAGACUACCACAGGCUGGGGCAUGGGCACGAUGACCACGUGCGUCGACCGCGUAAAGAAGGGAAGCACGUUGUGAGCAUUGCCACCCUGCACUGCAUCGUGUCCACCGACCAGGGAGAGGUGUUCACGUGGGGUGACAACGACGAGGGACAGCUGGGUGACGGAACAACAAACGCCAUCCAGCGACCACGCAUCGUCACUGCACUACAAGGCAAGAAGAUCAAUAAGGUGGCUUGUGGAUCGGCUCACAGCCUCGCGUGGUCGACCGCCAAACCGAUGAAUGCAGGACGUCUGCCGCCGUCCGUUCCCAUGGAGUACGCUCACCUGGAACACAUACCUGUAUCCGUGCUGCGUAAUAGACUGGUGUUGCUGUAUCAAUUCUCCGACCUAUUCUGUCCGUCUAUACCGAUGUUUGAGGUCGGUGUGUCAUGCCGGGAGAAGGGAGAUGACACGGUGGUUGGCACCAACACCCUACGCGGUCUGCUCGUGUCCACGGGCAAGGAGGCAGCAUUCAGGAAAGUGGUUCAGGCCACCAUGGUGAGGGAUAGGCAACAUGGACCAGUUAUUGAGCUCAAUAGAAUCCAGGUAAUGCCCCCAUGUCUCGCUUUCCAGAACGGACUCGACACCACUCCAUUCGACACGGCCGCAAGAACCGCGCUCGCGAGGAGUCCGGAACAAAACAGCGACUGCUACCUGCUCAACCCACUCAGCGACAAAGAACCGACGGCGCACAUUUCGCCUUCCAUCGGCAAGGUUGAAUUGGGCAUCCGUCGCGAUCCACUGCAGCCCGCUCCUAUCGGCCUCCAACCUACCGAGCCCGUGUCGGAAGGCAGCUAG
This is a messenger RNA of Priapulus caudatus, 879 nucleotides long. RefSeq names its product E3 ubiquitin-protein ligase HERC2-like. The coding region runs from base 1 to 879 and encodes 292 amino acids. Lineage: Eukaryota; Metazoa; Priapulida; Priapulimorpha; Priapulimorphida; Priapulidae. The transcript is spliced from 8 exons. The record is from RefSeq and is a predicted model, not a curated record.